This is a messenger RNA of Moneuplotes crassus, 636 nucleotides long. NCBI's taxonomy places the organism in Eukaryota, Ciliophora, Spirotrichea, Euplotida, Euplotidae. The record is from the annotation of a GenBank genome assembly.
AUGAAUCUAAGGUCAGUUCUUGUCCUGUUCUGUUUUGUGCUAGCAGCAAGCGCGAGUAUUGAACAGUUGAUGAAGGAAGAGGAAAAUUUGUAUAAGGCGGCUUAUCCGAAGGUGUUUAGCUUUACUGGGGUCAGACUUGGAUUUUCUGAUGAGAUUCCGGUUAUUACUAUAAGAGUGGAUACGGAAAAUGAUAUACUUUCUAUUACAACUGAUGUUAGGGGAAGAAUCCCAACUGAAGGAAAAGUAUAUAGAAGCGUUGAAGCCCUAGAUUUUGGAAACAAGAAGCACUACAGUUAUAAAGCAUUUGAUGAAACUUGCAAUGUUGCUGACUUCAGUCCAGAACAAUAUAGUCUCAGGCAAUAUAUCUCACAACUGGCAGGAAGAGAAGCUGUAGUGUAUGAAAGGAAAUUUGGCGAUAAGACAUUCGUUAAUACAAGAAUCUGGCCCACUCACACAGAGGAUUACAAACUUUUCAGAGAAGAUGGAAAACUUACUCACUUCAGUGGAUUUAACAAGUUGUUUGACUUCAACAUUGAUAUUCAGGUGACCCACGAUAUUACCGAAGAUACCUUUACCAGAGAAGAUCAUAUCCCUGCUGCUUGCAAAUAAUCAUACAACUGAAAACCUAUCUUCAAC